CCAGAUUCCGACAUCUACGCCGAAAUCCUGGAUGAGUCCUCGGGGCCCAGGUCUGCAGGUGGGUCCCGGCAGUGCGGGAUCCGUCGGGAGGCGGUGACUCUGGGCCGGAUCCUGGGGGAAGGAUUCUUUGGAGAGGUCUACGAGGGGCUCUACAACACCCCGGACGGGGAGCGUCUGAGCGUGGCGGUGAAGACCUGCAAGCAGGAUUGCAGCCCGGAAAACAGGGAGAAAUUCCUGAGUGAAGCAGUGCUGAUGAAGAAGCUGGACCACCCGCACAUCGUGAAGCUCAUCGGCAUCGCCGAGGACGAGCCCACCUGGAUCGUCAUGGAGCUCUAUCCCUACGGGGAGGUGGGCUCACUCCCGCCGUUAUCCCGGCUCUCCGGGCGUGUCCCCUCCCUCUCUCUCCUCACUCCGGCGGUUCUCCCGGCUCUCCGGGCGUGUCCCCCUCCUCCGUGUCCCCGCAGGGACAUCGCGGUGCGGAACAUCCUGGUGGCCUCUCCCGACUGCGUCAAGCUGGGAGACUUCGGCCUCUCCCGCUACAUCGAGGACGAGGAGUAUUACAAAGCCUCCAUCUCCCGCCUGCCCAUCAAGUGGAUGUCUCCCGAAUCCAUCAACUUCCGGCGCUUCACCACGGCCAGCGACGUCUGGAUGUUCGGUGAGG
Empidonax traillii (willow flycatcher) is the source of this 661-nucleotide messenger RNA. RefSeq names its product protein-tyrosine kinase 2-beta-like. Gene Ontology annotation, biological process: protein phosphorylation. The annotation marks the transcript as partial. Gene Ontology annotation, molecular function: protein tyrosine kinase activity; ATP binding. NCBI's taxonomy places the organism in Eukaryota, Metazoa, Chordata, Aves, Passeriformes, Tyrannidae. The record is from RefSeq and is a predicted model, not a curated record. Gene Ontology annotation, cellular component: dendritic spine; focal adhesion. The transcript is spliced from 6 exons.